Molecule: messenger RNA, 970 nt
Organism: Spea bombifrons (plains spadefoot toad)
Lineage: Eukaryota; Metazoa; Chordata; Amphibia; Anura; Pelobatidae
Gene: SNRPB
Product: small nuclear ribonucleoprotein polypeptides B and B1
Exons: 7
Coding region: 3-854 (283 amino acids)
Biological process (GO): mRNA splicing, via spliceosome
Cellular component (GO): U2 snRNP; U4/U6 x U5 tri-snRNP complex; catalytic step 2 spliceosome
Molecular function (GO): RNA binding
Source: RefSeq, a predicted model, not a curated record
CUAUGGUGAUUACUUCCGGUACAGACCAGUUCUUCCGGUAUAAAGGCCGCCGCUGGAGUGAGAAAUUCCAGGGCGCAAUUUUUUGUUUCCUCGAUCGGCUGUGUAUCUGCAGCAUCCGCGGCGCAGCCAUGACGGUGGGAAAGAGCAGCAAGAUGCUGCAGCACAUCGACUAUAGGAUGCGCUGUAUCCUGCAAGAUGGCCGCAUCUUUAUUGGAACGUUUAAGGCCUUCGACAAACACAUGAACCUCAUCCUUUGUGACUGUGACGAAUUCAGAAAGAUCAAGCCCAAGAACUCCAAGCAGCCAGAGCGGGAGGAGAAGCGAGUGUUGGGACUUGUUCUACUGCGUGGGGAGAACCUGGUAUCCAUGACUGUUGAAGGUCCACCACCCAAAGAUACUGGCAUUGCAAGGGUCCCAUUGGCAGGAGCUGCAGGAGGACCUGGUGUGGGCAGGGCAGCUGGUAGAGGUGUUCCAGCUGGGACUCCUAUGCCUCAAGCACCUGCUGGCUUGGCUGGACCUGUACGUGGUGUGGGAGGACCUUCUCAGCAGGUGAUGACUCCUCAGAGCCGUGGAAAUGUUGCGGUGGCUGCAGCUGCUGCCACAGCCAGUAUUGCUGGGGCACCUACGCAAUACUCUGCAGGAGGCCGAGGUGGACCUCCACCCCCCAUGGGCAGGGGAGCACCCCCACCAGGUAUGAUGGGACCACCACCAGGCAUGAGGCCACCUAUGGGUCCACCAAUGGGUAUGCCUCCAGGUAGAGGAGGACCAAUGGGAAUGCCACCUCCUGGUAUGAGGCCACCUCCCCCUGGAAUGAGAGGUCCACCACCACCAGGCAUGAGGCCAGCAAGACCCUAAAGUGAUUCUGAGCUUUAUCUCUAUCCCACAUCUCCACUCAUCAUCCAACAGUUGUGGUUUGUUGUAAUGUACUUUGUAUUUAGUUUGUAAAGUUUUUAAUAAAUGGUUAAAACUGA